GGGGCGGGAGCGGUGCAGUGCGCCUGCGCGGCAACGGCUCAACGGGGCUAACCGUCGCGAAGGAGGAGGAGGAGGAGAGAGAGAGAGAGGCGGAGACGGUUGGCGAACUGUCAUAGGAGGCCGCGACCCGGGGGCCGGUCACCGCCUCACACACACACACACACACAGGGCUCUGGUUCAUUGAGAUUCAGCCCGAGGCCUAGGCCGCCCCCCCCCUAUCCCCGGUCUUUCCCGGAGCCUCGGCCUUGCCUGGCGCUGUGGCACCGCCCGAGGAGCGUCCGGAGCGGGGUAAGGGUCACCAGCAACUUUAAAGCUUGUUGGAAAUGUCCAUGGUCCUGUUUGCUGCCGUUGUGCGUGUCCGCGAUGGCCUUCCACUCUCCGCGUCCACCGACUAUGAACAUAACAAGGGAGUGCAGGAGAGCAAGAAGCACCUUAAAGUGUUGUCCAAGAAGCUAAGCCAACUGCCUGACCGAUGUACUCUACAAGCCGUGCACUACAACAUACAUUUCAUAAGCUCAUUAGGAGUCGGGUAUCUGAUGAUCUGCAAUGAAAACUAUCCGAAUGUCCUCGCUUUCUGUUUUUUGGACGAACUACAGCGAGAGUUCAUCACCUCGUACGACACAAAGAGGAUAAAUGCCGCUGUCAGGCCUUAUUCCUUCAUAGAAUUGGAUAAUUUUAUACAGAAAACCAAGCAGAGAUACAACAGCCCCCGGUCCUUAUCUACCAGGAUAAACCUCGCUGAUAUGCAGACGGAGAUCAAGCUAAGGCCAUCCCAUCAGCUAACGAUGCUCGAUCUCGGAACGGCGAAUGGAUCAGCCAAUCUACCUUCUCCGCCGUACAAAGGAAUCGCUCCAAACCAACGACUAGAGCCAGUGACACUGCCAGGAAUCAUAGCCUGUUUAUUAAGUCUGCUGUGUGGGGCUUUAAAUCUAAUCCGUGCGUUUCACGCCAUGGAAAAUAUAUUUCAGGAUAACGAGGACACAUUGAACAAUGUCGUUGCGUUUUUCCUCGGUACUGGUGCUUGCCUAUAUCAGUGUUACUUGCUUGUGAGCUGCAGCGGAUGGAGGAAUCUGAAGUCCUUCCUGAUGUUUGGCUUGAUCUGCCUGUGUAAUUUAUACGUGCACGAACUCCGUAAUCUCUGGCAGAUUCUAUUCCACGUGACCACAGCCGCAUUCACCACGCUCCAGACACGACUGAGACAGCCCCAAGGAAAAGCUCCCGAUUACAAUGUCUGAGAGGGCGAUCGGAAGAAAAUAUCUUUUUUUUGUUGCUGAGGUGAUUUCCAUUCUGCGGGAAACGCAGGAUGUUUCUGGCCGUGAAUUCGUUUUUGUUUUUUUAAAAAUUAAUAAUAAAAGUACCAAAUGGAAUACUUGAAAUCGUAACCAAAUCAUCGAGCAACAUCAAGCAACCAAAAGCUGACGGUUUGAAGCGGGACUUUGAUAAUCAAAGUUGUGAAGAUGGUUCUGUCCAUCGGCCCUUUAGACUUUCACCGAUGCAAUACGUUUAUAGGCCUUUUAACUUAGGGUUUUCUUUUGAUAAAAUCCUGAUUAAUUUGUGCGUGGCAAAUGUCCGAUUCAAAAUGUUACUUGACGUUAUUCUUUCUUUGUUUCUCUCCUGAUUUCUCCUUGCAAAGGGUUGUUCUCCCUCUUAUCUCCAGACAGACGGUGGCCAGACACAAUAGGAUACAGUUCUGCAGGCGCUGGCAGCUGGUGUGUUUGUUAUCAACAGGAGAAGUCGGCAGGCUAUUUGGUCACAGAAGGCAUCACAAUCUGAGCUCGAUCCUAUCCUCGUCUGGCUGCCAAGUGUGCAAUCUUCCCAUCAGACCUGACUGCAGUGGAGCCCUAGCUGACUUUACACUAUAUUUAUGCUGUCAGCUUGCUCAGUUGGUGUCUGCCAUCUUGGGCAAGGUCGAAAAGUCAAGGGUUUGAGCCCCUUCGAGCUCAUAGUCCAGUCUAACCUUCCAGUCCAGUACUGAAGGACUGCUGAGUUUCAAUCCUCUGGAUGAAACGUUCAGCCGAGUCCCGUCUGCCUGCUCAGAUGGAUGAUAAAGAUCAUUAUUCGAGAAGAGA
Callorhinchus milii (elephant shark) is the source of this 2069-nucleotide messenger RNA. RefSeq names its product SEC22 homolog A, vesicle trafficking protein (gene sec22a). NCBI's taxonomy places the organism in Eukaryota, Metazoa, Chordata, Chondrichthyes, Chimaeriformes, Callorhinchidae. Gene Ontology annotation, biological process: endoplasmic reticulum to Golgi vesicle-mediated transport. The record is from RefSeq and is a predicted model, not a curated record. The transcript is spliced from 7 exons. Bases 324 to 1235 code for a protein of 303 amino acids.